GUGGUCUUUUGCUACAAUUCACACUGCUGUUCAUGAUAGUUUUAUACUCUUCUCUCUCUUUUUGUUAAUAAUGUUGAAUUAAUGAUUGCACAUAUGAAAACAUGGAAUAAGAAGUGUAACUUGCAAGAUUGCUCCAACAUUACAAAAAAGAGGAAGGAAUGCUCUGCAAGUGUAGGUGAACACAAUUUGAAUGAGUACAAGAGGAAAUAAUGGUGUCUUCUCAAGUGCCGGAUCAUCAACAAAGUUAUUUGGUGAGAUGCAAGGCAAGUCCAACAUUACAAAAAAGAGGAAGGAAUGCUUUGCACGUCCAGGUGAAAGUGGUUCGAAUGAGAAUCCAACAGAAAAUGGCAGUGUCUCAUCAAGUGCUCAUUCAUCAACUAAGUUGUUUGGAAAUCUAAGACACCCAAUUUAGCUUGCUGAGAAUACCUUGAAAGAAGCUUUGAUUUGAAACAUUCAACUAACCGUUUAAAGAAUGGAGAAUCGGAAGUUGAAGUUAGUGGCAUAUAUCUUCGUACAACUUUAAAAUUUUUACUUGUUGCAUCGAUGUUCGAGGCUUGCGACUUGGGAAGCGCAGCAUUCAGAGAAAAAACUCAGUCAACUAAGAUCUAUAUUGCCACAUCAAAAAUCUUGAAGACAUGUGCCAUUUCAUUUGAGCAUAAUGGGGAGAUUGCUGCCGCCGCUCUUGCGUACAAAUGCAUGGAGGUAGCAUAUAUGAGAGUAAUAUUCUCUAUGAGCUUGCAUAUACAUAGAGAUAGUCACAAAUUACAAGCAUUUCUUCGUGGUCAUCCAUUCGGCCAAGAAUCAUCGUCAUUGUCUGCUAUUGAUGUAACCAAUGUCCGUGAGGAUGUCGCACCCCCUGAGUCUGAAGCGAAGGGAGUCAAGCCGCUUGCUAGCAGAGCUACCUGUAGCGGUCCACACCUCCUUAAUUAUUUAAGCUGAAUCUUAAAUCGUCUGCCAUUCCUUGUCUCUGAGUAAAAUCCUAGCAAGCUACUACUGAAAUGCGGAAAAAAUUAACUUGGAUAAUGUCUGGCUACUCAAGAUGCACUGAUGUUAGAUUUUCUCUAUUUCUUUCUAAAUCAGAAACUGAUAAUAGGAUUUCUCAAAUAUGUUUUGUAAUUAGAGGAAUUACAGGAUUAUAGAGCUUGAUUUGUA
Molecule: messenger RNA, 1152 nt
Organism: Magnolia sinica
Lineage: Eukaryota; Viridiplantae; Streptophyta; Magnoliopsida; Magnoliales; Magnoliaceae
Product: cysteine-tryptophan domain-containing zinc finger protein 3-like
Exons: 5
Coding region: 544-939 (131 amino acids)
Source: RefSeq, a predicted model, not a curated record